This is a messenger RNA of Bactrocera latifrons, 1458 nucleotides long. It is a transcript of the gene RNF220, whose product is annotated as E3 ubiquitin-protein ligase RNF220. The record is from RefSeq and is a predicted model, not a curated record. The coding region runs from base 257 to 1411 and encodes 384 amino acids. Gene Ontology annotation, biological process: protein ubiquitination. Gene Ontology annotation, molecular function: metal ion binding; ubiquitin protein ligase activity. NCBI's taxonomy places the organism in Eukaryota, Metazoa, Arthropoda, Insecta, Diptera, Tephritidae. The transcript is spliced from 3 exons.
GAAGGGCUGCAUUUGCAGAAAGUGGUUGUAAAAUAAUUGCAAAUACUGUUCAUGCCAAAUUUGAUCUGUCAGUUGUUCCAAUCGCAGACGUCAACAAAUCAAACAUUUCUGCCGUGUGCAUAUAUGUGUAGUUGUUUUUCAUUUUGUUUGCAUCAAAAACGUUUCUAAAACCAAAGUUUUAAUGGUAUUAAAAUCGAGAUAUUUAUGAAAAAUCGAAAAGAAAUUUCAUAAGGUUUAUUGACCAACCAAGACAAAAAUGGAGACCACUUCUGAAACAGCUAGUCGAUUGCGGUCAGGUGGAGUUGGUGAGGAGUACAUGCAAUGUCCUACUUGUGAAUGCAAAUUACAGCAUUGGGAAGUAAAGACACAUUUCGAACAGGAAAUGGAGCGUUUAAGAAAUUUGCAAAUGAAAGUGGUUAGAGAAGCAAGCGCCGAACUGUCACAGCAAGGCGCCAGCAAUACAUUGGCACAUAGUGAAGAACGACGUAAACCUUGGACAAUAUUUCAACGAGUUCAACGAAAUCGUCACUCACGCAUAAGGCGAAGAACUGGUAAACGAGUAGCACCUACAACCGAUCACCAAUGCCCUGUUUGUAAUGUAAGUUUCUCACUAGAGGAAAUUCAACAACAUGCUGAGCAAUGUUUACGUCGAAGUAAUGGGACAACCAAUGGUCGUGAUGGAGGCAGUUCAAGCAACGAAGACGACGAUGGAGAGGAGUACGAAGAAUAUGAAUGGGCCGGGCAAAAGCGAGUACGUGUUUCAAGCAUGCUGCAAGGUGGUUAUGCUGCGAUUGGUAUAGGUCAAACUGUUACAAAUACUGGAAGUAGUGGUAGUCAUAAUUCCACUCAUGGUGGUGACGAAGAAGAAGAAGAUUUAAAUGUAGAUGAAGAUGAUACACAAAUUUACGGACCGGCUCAAUAUGCAGAGGCUGAUGUUAUACCACCAAUAGCUGAGCAAAAUGGUAAUAGUGCCGAUAGUGAUGUAACUAACUACAUGCGACGGCUAAUAACUUGUUCUGAAGGAACAACUUUACACAAUAGCGUGGAAGAACUGCGUCGCACAUGCGUAGAUAUUGUGGUAGCUACAAAUACCGAUAUACGCAUUCCGCAGGUUGUUGAAUCCACAGGACAUCAAGACCCCAUCAAAAAUAAAUUGCCUGACAAUGAACAACAAAACUACCCGCAGAUAAUUGAAUCAUUGAAAAUGAAAUUACGACAUUUUGAAAAUCAAUCCCAAAAUAAAUUCAAAUGUCUAAUUUGUUUAGAUGAUUAUAAAAAUCCAGCUAUUUCGGUUGCAUGCUGGCACGUACAUUGUGAGGAGUGCUGGCUGCGUUCGUUGGGAGCCCGAAAACUUUGCCCACAAUGCAAUUUGAUUACGACGCCAAAGGAUUUGCGCCGAAUUUAUAUGUAAAUGAGUAAAAGUAACAAAUAUUAUAAACUUUUAAGGUAUAAAACUUU